This is a messenger RNA of Aspergillus thermomutatus, 1710 nucleotides long. RefSeq names its product pyridoxal phosphate-dependent decarboxylase family protein. Gene Ontology annotation, cellular component: cytoplasm. The record is from RefSeq and is a predicted model, not a curated record. Gene Ontology annotation, molecular function: carboxy-lyase activity; pyridoxal phosphate binding. Bases 1 to 1710 code for a protein of 569 amino acids. Lineage: Eukaryota; Fungi; Ascomycota; Eurotiomycetes; Eurotiales; Aspergillaceae. Gene Ontology annotation, biological process: carboxylic acid metabolic process. The transcript has 2 exons.
AUGUCCGUGUCCCAACCAUCGAGUCGCGCCGAUGAAGUGCGAGAACUUCUGAGCGCCGUUGAAGAUCUCCUCAUCCCGUUCAUCCGGUCCGCCGACGAAAAUCCUCUUGGCCAUGCGCAACUGCAGGAUGGGGUCAAUGGGGCGAAUGGUGUGAAUGGACACCUAAAAAAUUCGCGGACAGCUUUAGUCGAUUACAAGAAACCGGAAGAGCUCAGGGAUAUUCUACAACUAUCGCUACCGGAAAAGGGUGCCAGACAAGACGGCCUGAUUGAGGUUCUCCGCAAAGUGCUGAAGUAUUCCGUGAAUACAUGGCAUCAAGGAUUUCUUGACAAACUAUAUGCCUCAACGAAUGCUCCCGGUGUGGCAUCGGAGCUGAUUUUGGCGGCUCUCAACACGAACGUUCAUGUCUACCAAGUCUCGCCGGCUUUGACUGUUAUCGAAAAGUAUACGGGAAAAAAGUUGGCUUCGCUAUUUGGCUUCAGCGGUCCACGAGCAGGUGGAAUUUCUGUACAAGGUGGCUCCGCAUCCAAUACCACCUCGAUUGUCAUUGCGCGCAACAACCUAUAUCCCGAUACGAAGAAAAAUGGCAAUGGGGACUACAGGUUUGUGCUCUUUACCAGCAACCACGGCCAUUACAGCAUCGAGAAGGCGGCACAGAUGCUGGGCUUAGGAAGCAGCUCCGUCUGGGCAGUGCCCGUGGACAAGCAAGGUCGCAUGAUCCCAGAAGAACUCGAGAAGCUUGUCCGAAAAGCACUCCAGGAGAACAGGACACCGUUCUAUGUCAAUGCAACCGCCGGAACGACAGUAUUGGGCUCCUUUGACCCUUUCAGCGAGAUCGCCGCCAUCUGUCGGAAAUACAACCUCUGGUUCCACGUGGACGGCUCAUGGGGCGGCUCGUUCGUCUUCUCAAAGCGCCAGAAGCACAAACUCGCUGGUGCCGACAAAGCUGAUAGCAUCGCCAUUAACCCUCACAAAAUGCUCGGUGUCCCCGUGACUUGCUCCUUCCUCCUAGCCGCAGACAUCCGCCAGUUCCACAGGGCAAAUACUCUCCCAGCCGGCUACCUGUUCCACGGCGAAGACACGGAACCGCAACCCAACGGCGACCUCAGCUCCGCGGGAAACGAGCUCUCCGUCGAUUCUCCAGAGGUCUGGGACCUGGCUGAUCUCACGCUGCAAUGUGGACGACGCGCAGACUCCCUCAAGCUCUUUUUGGGCUGGACAUACUACGGUACGGAGGGAUACGAGCAGCAGAUCGACACGGCCUGCGACAUCGCCGCACACCUGGCGACUCUCGUCUCCGAGAACCCCAACUUUAUCCUCAUCAGUGAGAACCCUCCCCCUUGUCUCCAGGUUUGCUUCUACUACGCUCCGGGCGGACAGCUCGUCCACCCGCGCGGCAUUGUAUCGAACGAGACCGAGCGCGCAAAGGCAAACAGCAAGGUCACGGAACAGGUGGCCCAUGCUCUGGUGCACAAGGGGUUCAUGGUUGACUUUGCACCUCCUAGUGGGGACGAGAACGCUGCCGGGAACGGAAAGUUUUUCCGCUGCGUGGUCAAUGUCCAGACGACUCGCGAGACUGUUGAAGGUCUUGUGCGUGCUAUUGAGGAAGUUGGGCCGGCCAUCAUCGAGAGACUUAAGGCUGAGGCUGCUUCGGUUCCUAAGCAGAGGCCCGGAGAACGAGGCCACGGACCUGUUGUCCACCAGCCUUAG